GGUGAAUGAGAGAGCCGGCGGCGGCUGCAGGUGUCCAGUAUCGCCGUUCUUCUCCGCCCCUUUGGGUGUGAGUCGGGCGUAAAAUGAAGAGCCAGGAGAACCGGAUUUAGGGCCCCGUAAUGACUGAAAGCCAGACGUGGCAGAGAGAGGCUCGUUAGUAUAGCGUGUCCCCUGUGCAGUCAGCUAUGAGAAUCCUUUUUUUGGCCUGUCUCCGAGCCCAUACGGGCAAUUCCACCACAGCGGAAAGAAUCAAGGAUCAUCUUGAAGCUGUGGGGCAUGAAUGUGUGCUCAAGGAUGCUGCUUCUCUGGAGAGCGCAAUCAAAGUAUCCGAGCUGAUCUCCAAGGAGAGGUUUGAUGCAGGAUUGGCCAUUCAUCUGUACAAAGCGGGCAGAUUUCUACUGGGCAAUCAAAUCCCUUUUGGAGCCAUAUUUGGGGGAACAGAUAUCAAUGAAGAUGUAAAAAACGAAGACAAAUACAGAGUAAUGGGAGCUGUUCUAGAAGAAGCCAGGUUUGCUGUGGCAUUUACUUUCAAGAUGAAAGAAGCCGCUGUAUUUCAUUGGCCACAUGCAGUAAAUAAAAUACACAUCAGACCUCAAGGCAUUUUAACAAAGCCAAGUGCAUCUUUCAACUGUGAAGCCUUUCUGCAUAAUGCAGGAAUUAAGCAGACUCCAGGAAGUUUGAGUAUUUUUCUCUUGAUAUGCGGCCUCAGGAGAGUAAAAGAUCCGCUAUAUCUGGUUGAAGCAUUUGCAGAAUGGCACAAAAGGGAUCCUAGUGUUUGCCUGGCUAUUAUUGGACCAAUGGUUGACCCUGUUUUCACAAAGGAGGUGAAAAAAAAACUGGACAACGUAAACGGUGUUUACCUUAUUCAGGAAAUUCCUCAACAAGAUCUCCAGGCCGUCAUAAAGAGAUGUUUUGCGGUGGUGAACAGCUCUUUGUCUGAAGGGAUGUCAGCAGCUGUAUUAGAGGCGAUGGAUUUAGAAGUUCCAGUGUUGGCAAGGGAUAUACCUGGAAAUGCUGCAAUAAUAAAGCAUGGAGAUAACGGACUGCUCUUUUUCACGCCCCAGGAGUUUCUCCAGCUCUCCAAAAGACUGAUGUGUGAACCAGGUUUGAGAAGAAAAAUUGUCUCAAAUGCAAAAAAAUACAUACAGACCCACCAUUCGUGGGAACUUGAAAGGGAGAAGUAUCAAAACCUGGUUCUAUGUCUCAAAACAGAUCAAUGACUCUGAUACAGACAGAUAUUUUAUUUUUAAACGCAAUUGACGGCAUUUUGAAACAGACUUAUUUUAUCUAUAGUUUUAACAAAUGCCUCUUAACUUUUUCUUGAUGUUGUAGGAGACAUGCUGUGGCUUUCUUUUAAUUAUAUUUUAUCAGUGAUGAGGUUAAAUCAUAAAUGUGGCUUACGUGUUCACCAUAAUUAUAUUGCACAAACAAUAUUGAAGACAACACUCAUCUGUUCUGCUUACACCUACCUCCUUUGCUGCUGAUUUGCCAGCAAAUCAUAUCCUGUGAGCCUUUUUGUAGUGUCCAAGCAAUAUUGCCUCAGGUGUUUUACUAUUACACAUUGCUUUUUUUUGUUUUAUAUAGUUAGCAUUUUUAAUUGUUUUACAAUGACUUUUUUUAAACAUGUUUCUAGGUGCAAUUACAUUGAGUGAAUUGGGGUCUUGAUGUGCUCAAUUGUGGGAUUUUAUUUGCCAUGUAUGUGUACGCUUCUGUAUGCAGCCUGUCUCAACUGCCAAAAUGUUUAGACAUAUGACUUUUAUUAUACUUAAUUAGGCUGCAUACUAAAGCAAAUUAAAAUAGUGGGGUAGUAAAAAUGUUUUAUGCACAUUUAUAUUCUAUGACUAAAAAAAGUCAUGUAAAUUAAUAAAAAUUAUUUAAAGG
Molecule: messenger RNA, 1881 nt
Organism: Spea bombifrons (plains spadefoot toad)
Lineage: Eukaryota; Metazoa; Chordata; Amphibia; Anura; Pelobatidae
Gene: GLT1D1
Product: glycosyltransferase 1 domain containing 1
Exons: 12
Coding region: 186-1220 (344 amino acids)
Molecular function (GO): glycosyltransferase activity
Source: RefSeq, a predicted model, not a curated record